AUGUGUCAUACGAUCCUUAUCGUCACUCUAAUGCUGUUGAUGGCUGAUGUACGUUGCGAUGAAUGGCUAACACUGCCGUCUGAAAUGAGUGAGUCUUCAGCACAAGCCGCUCGUCCACGUCGAUUGACCGCCACCAGUCCGCUGCCGUUCGUGCGACAGAUCGGAGCGCCAUCGUUACGAGCGAAGCGAGUGAUCACGCCUAUACCGGAAGCGCAUGGUCCACUAGUCAACAUAGCUUCCGUCUAG
Messenger RNA from Ostertagia ostertagi, 246 nucleotides. The record is from the annotation of a GenBank genome assembly. NCBI's taxonomy places the organism in Eukaryota, Metazoa, Nematoda, Chromadorea, Rhabditida, Trichostrongylidae.